CGCCCGCGCGCGGGGUGUGUGAGGACGCGCUCUCGGUCGCUGAGUGCCAGAGCUAGGGAGCAGCAGUUGCUGUGGUACCUGCUGCUACCAGGGUGGACGCUGAGCAUCGGACGCGGGGCGCUGCGCUGCGGGACGGGAAGGUGAAGUCAUGACGUCCUCCAGUGAAAAUGUGCUGUUUGGAAUGGGAAAUCCUCUUCUUGACAUUUCUGCUGUAGUAGACAAAGAUUUCCUUGAUAAGUAUUCUCUGAAACCAAAUGACCAGAUCUUGGCUGAAGACAAGCACAAGGAAUUGUUUGAUGAACUUGUAAAAAAAUUCAAAGUUGAAUAUCAUGCUGGUGGCUCUACCCAGAAUUCAAUUAAAGUGGCUCAGUGGAUGAUUCAGGAGCCACACAAAGCAGCAACAUUCUUUGGGUGCAUUGGGAUAGAUAAAUUUGGGGAGAUCCUGAAGAGUAAAGCUGCUGAAGCACAUGUGGAUGCUCAUUACUACGAGCAGAAUGAGCAGCCAACUGGAACCUGCGCUGCAUGCAUCACUGGUGGCAACAGGUCCCUUGUUGCUAACCUUGCUGCUGCCAAUUGUUACAAAAAGGAAAAGCAUCUUGAUCUGGAGAAGAACUGGAUGUUGGUGGAGAAGGCCAAAGUGUACUACAUAGCUGGCUUUUUUCUUACAGUCUCCCCGGAGUCAGUAUUGAAAGUGGCCCACUAUGCUGCUGAGAACAACAGGAUCUUCACUCUGAAUUUGUCAGCCCCGUUCAUUAGCCAGUUCUUCAAGGAAUCCUUGAUGAAAGUCAUGCCUUAUGUUGACAUCCUCUUUGGAAAUGAGACGGAAGCUGCCACUUUUGCUAGAGAGCAAGGCUUUGAGACUAAAGACAUUAAAGAAGUAGCCAGAAAGACGCAGGCUCUUCCGAAGGUGAACUCCAAGAGGCAGCGGACCGUGAUCUUCACGCAAGGGAGAGAUGACACUAUCGUGGCUACAGAAAAUGACGUCACUGCUUUUGCUGUCUUGGAUCAAAACCAGAAAGAAAUCGUUGACACCAAUGGAGCUGGAGAUGCAUUUGUUGGAGGGUUUCUCUCUCAACUGGUCUAUGACAAGCCUCUGACCGAAUGCAUCCGCGCUGGCCACUAUGCAGCAAGUGUGAUCAUUAGGAGAACUGGCUGCACCUUUCCCGAGAAGCCAGACUUCCACUGAUGGGAGAAGGGAAACUCAGGCUGGGCGGUACAAGCUGCGGUGACCACGUCCUGAGCGUUCCUGCCAUAGGAAAGAGUAAACUCCUCUGCUGUCUCUGCCAACCAUGAUUCUCAUUCAUUUAGAGGGCUCGGUACUGCUCCUAGAACCUUUGGUCUCCGAAAUCUGGGGGGAAAAUGUUUAUUUCCAUAGUUUGUUAGUGCCUCUUAAAUGUCAAUAGGAACACAACAUUUCAAUAGAAAUUUUUAUUUCAUUUUUGACUGUAAAUUCAUCGGUAUUUAGUAAAUGGAUCGGUUUUUUUGUUUUUUUUUUUAACAUUUCUGCUUUAAAUACAGGUGCAAUUUAAUAUAAUAGACUUUUUAAAGAAAAUAAUGCUAACAUCAUUCUUGAGCUUUUUAUAUGAAUAUAUUUAAUUUGGAAGUGUGUAUGCACACACGUCAUAUAUAUAUAAAUAUAUAUAUAUAAAUUUACCUGAUAACUGGUCAAAUAAGGUACAGAAAUGUUUAUCACACCAAAUUAUUCCACAUAAGCUCUUCAGUGUGCUUCAGACAUAUGAUGGACUUGGGACAACUGAUUCCCCCAAUAUUUGCAUUAUGUUCUUCGAAUCAUAGCCUUGUGCUUACUUAUGGUACUCUGUAAUUUGAUACAAAUAAAUUACCAUAUAAGAAUCUUUUCUGUCUUGGCUUACGCUCAAUAAAACUAAGGAAGAAAUUGUUAUUUA
This is a messenger RNA of Peromyscus californicus insignis, 1904 nucleotides long. RefSeq names its product adenosine kinase (gene Adk). Gene Ontology annotation, cellular component: nucleus; cytosol. Gene Ontology annotation, biological process: purine ribonucleoside salvage. The coding region runs from base 149 to 1186 and encodes 345 amino acids. NCBI's taxonomy places the organism in Eukaryota, Metazoa, Chordata, Mammalia, Rodentia, Cricetidae. Gene Ontology annotation, molecular function: adenosine kinase activity. The transcript is spliced from 11 exons. The record is from RefSeq and is a predicted model, not a curated record.